Epinephelus lanceolatus (giant grouper) is the source of this 3173-nucleotide messenger RNA. It is a transcript of the gene prkg2, whose product is annotated as protein kinase cGMP-dependent 2. The record is from RefSeq and is a predicted model, not a curated record. Lineage: Eukaryota; Metazoa; Chordata; Actinopteri; Perciformes; Serranidae. Gene Ontology annotation, molecular function: cGMP-dependent protein kinase activity; ATP binding. Gene Ontology annotation, biological process: protein phosphorylation.
CAGAGGGAGGAGAGGAUGCGACCAGUGCUGUUGAUGGACCGUCUCUCUGCAGAUGCUCGAAUGUGCGGACACAUUAUUUCUUCUGUUAAAUCCUCCUCCAGGCUCGAUUAAAGGCUGUGAAAACUCAGAUCAGGUGACAAGAUGGGGAACGGUUCGAUGAAAUCAAAGCGUUACAAACACGCGGACGGCUCUGCUGGUUCCUCCAACAGCCGAAUCUAUAAAGAUCAGGGGUUCAAAAACUCAUCCCUGGACUCUCUGAGGGCCCGAGUGGACGAGCUGGAGCGAGAGGGCAAGAGGAGGGACGAGGAGCUUUGUGCCAAAGAGCAGCAGAUCAAGGCUCUUCAGGAGCAGCUGGCCAAACAGACUCGAGCUCUGGCCGAGCUGAGCGAGGAGCUGCAGAACAAGUGCAUCCAGCUCAACAAGGUGCAGGAUGUGAUGAAGAACCAGACCUCGGCAGGUUUGGUGUCAAGGCCUCCUUCAAUCAAAGCCAGCGGCAAGAGCAGCCCCAACCUCAGCGUUCGCAUCAAGGACACCAUUAACAGGAGGAAAGGGGCCAAAGCUGGGGUGUCGGCAGAACCCACGUCCAGGACCUACGAUUCCAGCGUCCUGCCCAAAUUCUCUUUCGAGAAGGCCCGGGUAUCAAAGGAUGCAAGUGUGAAGAAGCUGCUGACAGACUCCCUGAACAAGAACCAGUACCUGAAGAGGCUGGAGCUGCAGCAGAUCAAAGACAUGGUGGAGUGUAUGUAUGAGCGCACCUACCAGCAGGGAGAGUACGUCAUCAAGCAGGGAGAACCUGGGAACCAUCUGUUCGUCCUGGCAGAUGGGAAGCUGGAUGUGUUUCAACACAACAAACUGCUCACAUCGAUAACAGUGUGGACCACGUUUGGAGAACUAGCCAUCCUGUACAACUGCACACGGACCGCAUCAGUGCGAGCGGUGAACAGAGUGAGGACAUGGGCUUUGGACCGGGAGGUGUUUCAGAACAUCAUGAGGAGGACGGCUGAGACGCGACAUGAACAGUACCGCAACUUCCUCCGAAGUGUCUCACUCUUGGCUAAUCUACCAGAGGACAAGCUGAGCAAAAUAGUGGACUGCCUGGAGGUGGAAUACUAUGACAAGGGAGACUACGUUAUCCGGGAGGGAGAGGAGGGCAGCACCUUCUACAUCAUCGCACAGGGGAAGGUGAAGGUGACCCAAAGCACCGAGGCCCACAAGGUACCACAGAUCAUCAACACGCUGCAGAGGGGAGACUACUUUGGAGAGAAAGCACUUAUCAGUGAUGAUGUCAGGUCAGCUAAUAUCAUCGCUGAUGAGAACGGGGUGGAGUGCCUCGUCAUCGACAGAGAGACAUUUGAUCAGACAGUGGGCACCUUCAAUGAGCUGCAGAAGUACCUCCAAGGCUACGUGGCAACACUUGAUCGUGACGACAAGAAGAGACAUGCCAGGAGGUCGGUGUCACGUCACCAGAGCCAGCCGCUGUCCCCAGACGUCAUCCAGCUGAAGGAAAUGGUGUCAGCGUUUCCUUCAUCCAGACCCUUUGACCACCUGGAGGUCAUCGCUACUCUCGGGGUCGGCGGGUUUGGACGAGUAGAACUGGUGAAGGUGCAGGGCCAGGACAUCACCUUUGCCCUUAAAGUCAUCAAGAAGAAGCACGUGGUGGACAACAGGCAGGAGGAGCACAUCCACUCGGAGAGGAAGAUCCUCGCUGAGGCUCGCUCGCCGUUCGUUGUCAAACUGUAUCGCACGUUUAGGGACAACAAGUACGUGUACAUGCUGCUGGAGGCCUGUCUGGGUGGAGAGAUCUGGAGUCUGCUCAGAGACAGGGGGAGUUUUGAUGAGCCCACUGCCAAGUUCUGCGUUGGCUGCGUUACAGAGGCUUUCGAUUACCUCCACCGCAAGGGUGUCCUCUACAGAGACCUGAAGCCUGAGAAUCUCAUGCUGGAUGCUGAGGGAUACAUCAAACUGGUUGACUUUGGUUUUGCCAAGAAGAUCAGAUGCGGCCAAAAGACGUGGACCUUCUGCGGGACACCGGAGUACGUGGCCCCUGAGAUCAUCCUCAACAAAGGCCACAACUUCAGUGUGGACUUCUGGUCUCUGGGCAUCCUCGUGUUUGAGCUCCUUACUGGCAGUCCUCCGUUCUCAGGGAGUGACCAGAUGAUGACGUACACUUUCAUCUUGAAAGGCAUCGAGAAGAUGGACUUCCCCAAGAAGAUAACCAAGAGACCCGAGGACCUCAUACGCAAGCUGUGCAGGAGAAAUCCCUCAGAGCGACUGGGCAACCUGAAAAAUGGAAUAAUUGAUAUCAAGAAGCACAGGUGGUUUAACGGCUUCAACUGGGAGGGACUGAAGGCGAGGACUUUACCAUCUCCACUGAAAAGAGAACUCACUGGUCCAACAGAUCACAGCUAUUUUGACAGCUACCCUCCAGAUGAGGACAGUCCUCCUGAUGAGCUGUCUGGCUGGGACAUGGACUUCUGAGACCUUCUGCUCCAUCUUUCCAUUGUUGUCCUUCCUUUGUACACCCUAACAACCGAAACUAAUGGGAAAAGUGGGUUUCCAGGUGACCUCCCAUCACCUCUGGCAGCCGUGGUGGAGGUCGUCAUGUUCUGGGCGACUGUAGCUGAAAUUCGCUGGUUACUUUAUAAGGUUAUGAUUUGGGCAUCUUGACAAAAAUGAAGAGUUAAAGGAGAAUUCUCCGUUGAGUUUGUUUUGUUAACAUCACUGUCAUUUUGGAUAAUAAAUCUGAUUGGCACUCCAGUGAAUGAGGUACAGCUUAGAAGUAAAGCAGCAGUAGCACGUUAGCUUAAAAGCUAAAAUCCAUAGUACGAAAAGCUACUGAGGUUCUCCACAAUCUCCUUCUGAGAAAUGCUGCACUUCUGUGUUGCACUUAAAUCCACAACAGCCGGCAGGGUGUAUGGGUGGGAAGCCAGUGAGGGAUCAAGUCUUUGGAUGGCAGGGAAACUUGUGCAAAGCGAGUAAGGCAUGUGUUAAAAAAACAAAAACAAAAACAAAAAAGCACAUGUAUGCGUGACUUUGGAGAUCAGUAAAAAGAAUCAGCUCAGCUCAUAAUCGAUUCCAAAAUAAUAACAACUUACAAGUCCUGGAAAAAAACAUGUUUUUAAAUUCUGCAGUUGGGAUUUGGACUUCAUGCGCUUCAGGCUAGAGUUCCAGUU